AUGUCAACAAAAUCUAUUGACAAGCUCGAAAGUUUUUCGAGCCUAGAUUUAGGAAUAGACAUCAGCGAAUUACAGAGUCCAUCCCACAUAAAGCCGAACUCCAGCUUAACUUCUUCUUCAUUUCUGAAUUCAAGUUUUUCACAACUCGGCAUUCCUUUCCCAGAUUUACCGAAUUACGACGAUGAUGAAGAACACAAGCGUGAUGUUUACAAUCCGCAGCAGCACGUUAGUCCAUAUGGCAUAAGUCAUGUUUCAAGUUGGACAUCAGCAACAUCAUUUGACGGAGAGCUUCAGAAGUUCUUUACAGAUAUUGCAAAAGAAUCUUCCGAAAACCCAGAAAUAAGUUUACUUAUUCUUAACACUUGGAAUGAGCUUUCCAAAUCAGCACCAGGACAUCCAGGUGAAGUUCUUGCAGCAAAGCUUAACGAGCUUCCUGAAGAUUCCAUUUCUCCAACUUUAUUAAAUCAAUGCUUCGCACAGCUUGAUGAUAUUCGAACAACAAUAUCCUCACCAAUUUCAGCAUGCUUGUUCUACCAAUCCUGCCUUGUUUUAUACCAAAAACUUCCAAAAGGUACAAUUCUUGGCGAAUGCGCACUUGACAUCUUCAGAGAAUCAAUUAUAACCGCAUGUACAAAAAUAGGAGAUGAAAUCGUUGAUUUAUACAUAAAAGCUCUCCAACUUUCAUCAGAUUCCGAAAUUUUCAAGAAAAUUGUCAACAGACUUCUUGAAAUCAGAAAAAGAUUCAGCACUCCAUCCCAGGAAAAGCUAUACAACUGUAUCAUUGAAUAUCUCGACUGCCAGAUCGCAAAUACAGUUAUUAUUAAUCAUUUGGCCGAGAGUGUUCUCAGUGCGACCAAGAUGAACACAGAUAUAGCAGAAAUCGAACUAGUUACUAAAACCAAACUAGUUAGAUUCCAGGAACUUCUUUUGAUUGUUAUCGCAAAUAACCAAAUCCUUGAGAAUCCAAAGGAAUACAAUACACUUACACCACAUAUUGAACCAAAUCUGGCAUAUCUCAUGCUUUGCAAUAUACAUCCUGAUGAAAUUCAACCAGAAAAAAUUGAUUACAAACUGAUUGACAAUUUCAUGACAGUACACAACGUUAAUUUGAAUGUGAACCAUGAGGAUCUUUUACUCAAAAUUGAAAACAUCGAAAUUACUGAUUGGGAUAAUAUUGAAAUUUAA
Molecule: messenger RNA, 1185 nt
Organism: Trichomonas vaginalis G3
Lineage: Eukaryota; Parabasalia; Trichomonadida; Trichomonadidae
Exons: 1
Coding region: 1-1185 (394 amino acids)
Source: RefSeq, a predicted model, not a curated record